Molecule: messenger RNA, 2990 nt
Organism: Acomys russatus (golden spiny mouse)
Lineage: Eukaryota; Metazoa; Chordata; Mammalia; Rodentia; Muridae
Gene: Sf3a1
Product: splicing factor 3a subunit 1
Exons: 16
Coding region: 86-2467 (793 amino acids)
Biological process (GO): regulation of alternative mRNA splicing, via spliceosome; mRNA cis splicing, via spliceosome
Cellular component (GO): U2-type prespliceosome; catalytic step 2 spliceosome; U2 snRNP
Molecular function (GO): RNA binding; protein binding
Source: RefSeq, a predicted model, not a curated record
UGGACUCUCCUUGUGCGGAGCUUAACCUUGCCGCCACACCGGCUGUCGCCACCGAGGCGGGCUGGCAACCCUGAGCGUCGCAGUCAUGCCGGCCGGACCCGUGCAGGCGGUGCCGCCGCCGCCGCCAGUAGCCACCGAACCCAAACAGCCAAAUGAAGAAGAAGCAUCAACAAAGGAAGAUUCCACCCCUUCCAAGCCAGUGGUUGGGAUUAUUUACCCUCCUCCAGAGGUCAGGAAUAUCGUUGACAAGACUGCCAGCUUUGUGGCCAGAAAUGGGCCUGAAUUUGAAGCUAGGAUUCGGCAGAAUGAGAUCAACAACCCCAAGUUUAAUUUCUUAAACCCCAACGACCCUUACCAUGCCUACUACCGCCACAAGGUCAGCGAGUUUAAGGAGGGGAAGGCUCAGGAACCCUCCGCUGCCAUCCCCAAGGUCAUGCAGCAGCAGCAGCAAGCCGCGCAACAACAGCUGCCCCAGAAGGUCCAAGCCCAGGUGAUCCAAGAGACCAUAGUACCGAAGGAGCCCCCUCCUGAGUUUGAGUUCAUCGCUGAUCCCCCCUCCAUCUCAGCUUUUGACCUGGACGUAGUGAAGCUGACGGCUCAGUUUGUGGCCAGGAAUGGGCGCCAGUUUCUGACCCAGCUGAUGCAGAAAGAGCAGCGCAACUACCAGUUUGACUUCCUCCGCCCACAGCACAGCCUCUUCAACUACUUCACAAAGCUGGUGGAGCAGUACACCAAGAUCUUGAUUCCCCCCAAAGGCUUAUUUACGAAGCUCAAGAAAGAGGCUGAAAAUCCUCGAGAAGUUUUGGACCAGGUAUGUUACCGAGUAGAAUGGGCCAAGUUUCAGGAACGUGAGAGGAAGAAGGAGGAAGAAGAGAAAGAAAAGGAGCGAGUGGCCUAUGCUCAGAUUGACUGGCAUGAUUUCGUGGUGGUGGAAACAGUGGAUUUUCAACCCAAUGAGCAAGGGAAUUUUCCACCCCCAACAACACCAGAGGAACUGGGAGCCCGAAUCCUCAUUCAGGAGCGCUAUGAGAAAUUUGGGGAAAGUGAGGAGGUGGAGAUGGAGGUUGAGUCUGAUGAGGAAGACGAGAAGCAGGAGAAGACUGAGGAGACUCCUUCCCAGCUGGACCAGGACACUCAAGUACAGGACAUGGAUGAGGGUUCAGAUGAUGAAGAAGAAGGACAGAAAGUGCCUCCACCCCCAGAAACACCCAUGCCUCCGCCUCUGCCCCCAACUCCAGACCAAGUCAUUGUGCGAAAGGACUAUGAUCCCAAAGCUUCCAAGCCCCUUCCUCCAGCUCCUGCUCCUGAUGAAUAUCUUGUAUCCCCCAUCACUGGGGAAAAGAUUCCUGCCAGCAAAAUGCAAGAACACAUGCGCAUUGGGCUUCUUGACCCCCGCUGGCUGGAGCAGCGGGAUCGCUCCAUCCGAGAGAAACAGAGUGAUGAUGAGGUUUAUGCACCAGGUUUGGAUAUUGAGAGCAGCUUAAAGCAGUUGGCUGAGCGACGUACUGACAUCUUUGGGGUAGAGGAAACAGCCAUCGGUAAGAAGAUUGGUGAAGAGGAGAUCCAGAAGCCGGAGGAAAAGGUCACUUGGGAUGGCCAUUCAGGCAGCAUGGCCCGGACCCAGCAAGCUGCCCAGGCCAACAUCACACUCCAGGAGCAGAUUGAGGCCAUCCAUAAGGCCAAGGGCCUGGUACCAGAAGAUGACACUAAGGAGAAGAUUGGCCCUAGCAAGCCCAAUGAAAUUCCCCAGCAGCCACCGCCUCCAUCUUCAGCCACCAACAUCCCCAGCUCAGCUCCCCCCAUCACAUCAGUGCCCCGACCCCCUGCGAUGCCACCUCCAGUUCGUACCACUGUUGUACCUGCUGUACCUGUCAUGCCUCGGCCACCCAUGGCAUCUGUGGUCCGGCUGCCCCCAGGCUCAGUGAUUGCCCCCAUGCCACCCAUCAUCCAUGCACCCAGGAUCAACGUGGUACCUAUGCCUCCUGCAGCACCUCCCAUCAUGGCACCCCGCCCACCUCCCAUGAUUGUGCCAACAGCCUUUGUGCCUGCUCCACCUGUGGCUCCAGUACCAGCCCCAGCUCCAAUGCCUCCUGUACACCCCCCACCUCCUAUGGAAGAUGAGCCUCCAUCCAAGAAACUAAAGACUGAGGACAGCCUCAUGCCUGAGGAAGAGUUCCUGCGCAGGAACAAGGGUCCAGUAUCCAUCAAAGUGCAGGUACCCAACAUGCAGGAUAAGACGGAAUGGAAGCUGAAUGGGCAGGGCCUGGUCUUCACUCUCCCGCUCACAGACCAGGUCUCUGUCAUCAAAGUGAAGAUUCAUGAAGCCACAGGCAUGCCUGCAGGGAAACAGAAACUACAGUAUGAAGGCAUCUUCAUCAAGGAUUCCAACUCCCUGGCUUACUACAACAUGGCUAGUGGUGCUGUCAUCCAUUUGGCCCUCAAGGAGAGAGGCGGCAGGAAGAAGUAACGAGAGAAACCUACAGUUGGGCCCCUGCCAUUGUACCUCUUCUUUUUACCCCACAGUUCUAGACACUUUCUCUGGGGCCUCAGGCACAGCCUGUGCAUUUGUUUCCCUCUUUAUCAAUUUGGAAAUUCACCUUGUCCUUAGGAGAGUUGUUGCCCACUAUCUAUCCCUGAUAGUGGGUAAGAAUAGCAGAGAGUUCUGAGCCAGUCCUGAGUGAUUCUCUUGUUUAGAUUCUGCAUUGGAGGCCCUUCAGGAGGCUCCUUUGGAAUUGAAGACCCAGCGCUAUCCUACAGGACAGUUUCAUAAUGCCAAGUGACACUUGGCUGAUAAGAGUGUGGUUACUGUCAUGCGUCAUUUUGUAUCAUGCUUUGAUCUCUAAUAAACCUCUUGAAGCCAGGCAUGGUACAUGCAUGCACUGGGACUUGGGCAGUGCAGGCAGGAGAAUGAGAUGUUCAGUUAACCUCAGCUGUACAGCUUGAGGCCAGCCUGGGCUGUGUGAGGAACCGUGUUUAAUAUAUAUAUAUAU